Messenger RNA from Penicillium subrubescens, 945 nucleotides. RefSeq names its product alpha/beta hydrolase. The record is from RefSeq and is a predicted model, not a curated record. The transcript has 3 exons. Bases 1 to 945 code for a protein of 314 amino acids. Gene Ontology annotation, molecular function: hydrolase activity. Lineage: Eukaryota; Fungi; Ascomycota; Eurotiomycetes; Eurotiales; Aspergillaceae.
AUGACAAGCGUCGACUACGUGUUCAAGACCGUCAAUUAUGGGGCCCAGUCGGUGGACUUGACAGCCACGGUGCAUUUACCCAAAGACACAACCUCUGUAAAGGCAAUUGCACUAUACUUCCAUGGAGGUGGCUACAUUGUGGGUAGCCGCGCAAUGUUACCAGCUACACAUAUCGAAGCUUUGAACGAGAAUGGUUUCAUCGCUGUAUCUUCAGACUAUCGACUCUGUCCUACCAUAUCCGUUCUGGAUGGUCCAGUCAGCGACUCAGUAGCUGCAUACGAAUGGACGCAGAACGAGCUUCCUCAACUCCUGGAAAAAGAACAUGGUAUCCGGGUAGAUGGCAAGAACAUCGUCACCCUCGGUCACUCUUGCGGCGGAGGUCUUGCGUUGUUGAUGGCAUCUCGCCCCAAUCCACCCAAGGCCAUCCUCGACCUCUUCGGCUUCAAAUACCUCCGUGAUCCCUUCUACCACACCAGUACAAGCACCCAACCCCAACCCGGUGCACCAGCUCCACCAUCCGAUGAAUUCAUCAACCAAGUCUUCACCGAAAUCCCCCCACCAACCGCAGCACGACCUCCAUUCGGACCGAAUGGUCUCGAUCUAAGCACACCGCGUGGGGCAUAUCUCGUUACUUCUGUCAGGAAGGGGACCCAAUUCGACGCGAUCAUUGCAGAGCAUGAGUAUGACCUUGUGGAUCCGGAGAAAUUGUUGAAGAUUUCUGGUUUCCCGCCAACAUGUUUCGUACAGGGAACAGUGGAUGUGGUUGUUGAUGCGAAGUUUUCGCAGUGGGCUUAUGCCGAGUUACAGAAGAAUGGGGUGCAGAGUGAAUUGUACCUUGUUGAGGGGAUGGCUCAUGGGUUUGAUGCUAAGUUGAAGCGUGAUGAUGCUGCCUUUGCGUCUAUUCAGAAAGGCGUGGAGUUUAUUGCGCGACAUGUUGUUGGUUAA